Molecule: messenger RNA, 816 nt
Organism: Peromyscus maniculatus bairdii (prairie deer mouse)
Lineage: Eukaryota; Metazoa; Chordata; Mammalia; Rodentia; Cricetidae
Gene: Banf1
Product: barrier to autointegration nuclear assembly factor 1
Biological process (GO): chromosome organization
Cellular component (GO): nucleus; condensed chromosome
Molecular function (GO): DNA binding
Source: RefSeq, a predicted model, not a curated record
GGGCGGCUAGACGUGCCCAAUUGUUUUUAAGCGGCUCAUCAGACGACCCGGAAGCGGAAGCCGAAGAACAUUCUAGUUGCUUGAGGGAUCGGCGGGAGCGGCUGAGUGGCGCGAGGAGCCGUUACCAGAGCCAGAGUUGCCGGUUAAACCUGAUCAAGAUGACAACCUCCCAAAAGCACCGAGACUUCGUGGCAGAGCCCAUGGGGGAAAAGCCAGUGGGGAGCCUGGCCGGGAUUGGUGAAGUCCUGGGCAAGAAGCUGGAGGAAAGGGGCUUUGACAAGGCUUAUGUGGUUCUCGGCCAGUUUCUGGUGCUAAAGAAAGAUGAAGACCUCUUCCGAGAGUGGCUGAAAGACACGUGUGGUGCCAAUGCCAAGCAGUCCCGAGACUGCUUUGGGUGCCUUCGAGAAUGGUGUGACGCCUUCUUGUAAUGUACUCUGGGGACUCCUCAGCCCCCCAGCCACAGAACCGAGUCUCCAGAGUCCAAAGCCGGGUGGGGCUUCUCCCCGUCCUCCAUGAAGGAGAAGAUUGCUGUUGUCUCUCGCUCACCUCCUAUGUGCUCCAGGUCUUUGGGGAGUUCUCUCCCCUCAGCAUUUUCAAUCUUUUUGGAAUUUCCCCCUUGCAUGUCUUGCCACCCCUCCCCUAAAGUUCCAUGGCAACAGUUACCAGCUUUCCUGAAUGGAUUCCUGGACCCUUUCUCCUUCCAUUCACAAUCUAUUGGAUGCCCUUUGGCUCCUUUUUGUUUUUGUUUUUUGUUUUUGGCAAAAAUAGUAACUUCUUAUAAAAAGAGUUUUAGAUUAAUAAAGUCGGUGGCCUUCA